CCUUUAAUUAAAGCUGAAAAGGCUUAUUUAAGAAAAAAAGAUUUUAUGACAGCAUAUGUCGGACAUAUGACAAGGUUUUUGUCUAUUCUUGUCAAUUGUUUUAUUGUUUUUUUCAUAGUUGUAUUUAUUUUCUAUUUUUCUCUCCAAUUUUGAAUAAACCCAACAGUUCCGUUUCCGGAUUUAUUUGUCUUUUUAACAUUCCCUUUUUUUUCUGGCGGCACGUUUUGUAUUAUGUGUAUUCGUUAAACGAUUUGUGUUUUUUCGCUAUAGAUCUCUUCCAAAAAAAAGGUAACGAACGACGGUGUUUGAGACCCAGUUGGCUCCUUCCCUCCGGCUACCCCAAACUGUAGAUUUGCGUUGCUUAGGAACGUACCAAACUUCCUGUGCAGCAGAGUCGAAAGCAGCUUAAGAAUAUAUAAGUGUUUUACUUCGUCUGGGGUUUUCUCUUCAUUUUGAACCAAACUGUGUUUAUUAUGUCGAAACCGCCAAAGAAAAAAGAGGCUUCUUCAAACCGAGUGAAUUCAUCUCACGGACAGACACCGCAUAAAGAGGCAUCAUCUAUGAUCACCAGUGCUUCUGAAGGAUUGAAUGAACCAAGAAAAGGAAGGUUUCCUAUCUGGCCUGAAUGGAAUGAAACAGAUAUAAAUGCAGAAAAAUGGGAAGGAACAAAAGGAUCCAAAGAUCGGGAGAAAUCUGGAAAAAGUCCCUGCAUUCAGUAUUUUGAAGACCCAGAAGGGAAAAUCGAGCUGCCUCAGUCAUUGAAGGUUUAUACAUGGAAGCGUCCUUCUGAAUUUAUGUUAAACAAGACUCCUGUUGUUGUAGACAAUGAAUCCUGGUUUGACCUUGUUUCUGCAAAUGAACAUUUAAUCGGUAGUGAGCUUAUAAGAUGGAUUAUCAGUGAAAUCUACACUGUUUGGAAAAUAUGCAAUGGAAAUACACCAUAUCUGGAAAAGCAGGGUUCACCAGAUCCCUCUGUUCUUUCGUGGAAGCCCUGGGAGCAUAUCUUUUCACUCUGUAAGGUUGUGAAAGGCCACAUACCACUGUACAAUGUCUAUGGGAAAUAUGUGGUGAAACUCUUUUGGAUGGGGUGCUGGAGAAAGAUCACAGUAGAUGACACACUGCCUUUUGAUGAGGAGAACAACAUAUUGCUCCCAGCUACAACAUGUCAAACAGAACUGUGGCCAAUGCUAUUGACGAAAGCCAUCAUUAAACUAGCAAACACUGAAGUGCACCUGUGUCAAAAAAGGGAACUUGGGGAGUUCACAGUCCUGCAUGCCCUCACUGGUUGGCUUCCAGAAGUUAUUCCACUUCAGACUGAAUAUUCUGAUCAAAUUUGGGAUUUCCUGAAAGAAACAGUCCCGAAAUUUCUAUUGCCAGAAGAUGACGCUUCUGAAGGCAAACCUCCAUUGACAGACUCACGUGCAGGAAAAGAUUACAAAACAAAUGAGGUUAAGAGUGAAACUCCAACAGCCAGUAAAACUCCAGACAAAAGUAUUAAAGAUGCUGCCAAGAAGAAAGGUAAAGAAGGUGAAAAAGAAAAAAAAUCAUUACAUUCUGCACGCCCUGUAUCAGAACUUCCUCAUGCCGUUUACCAGACUGUGCCAGAAAGUUGUGUAUCACCGCAAGUGCCACAGAUGGUUGUUUGUGCCAGCUACUUACCUUUGCACCUGUCGGAAAAGAAGAUUUCAGUCCUUGGUCAAAUGGCUGAUUCUUCUGAGAGGCUGCGACAGUAUGGCUUAUCACAGUUAUAUAGCCAUCCAGUGUUAAUAACUAGAACAAGGUCUUGCCCUCUUGUUGUUCCACCAAAACCUCCACUGAUCCCUCGAUGGAAACUUAUUCGACAGAAAAAACAAACGCUUCCAACUGAUGAACCUAAAGAACCAGCAGCUGUAAAACCUGAAAAGUUCAUUGAGAUUGCAGGCCCAUUUCUGAACUAUCGACUAAAUUCUGCCCAUAUGUCUUCAGAGCAAGGUGUGCAACAAAUAUCUGUUCGAAAGACCCCAUGUAGCUCAAGUCUGACAUCCUUCACUGAAACUGAAGAAAAUGAUCAGAAGGACAUUGAGGACACUGGGAAUGGAAAGCACAGUAUCAAAUCGUUGGAUGCAAUAGAUACUGCAGAGGUACCAGCUGAUGACAAAAGGGAAGAAGACAGUUCCAUCAACAAUCACAAGACCUCUAAUGCAGCUCAUGUGACAGAACACACCACAGAUUCUAGCCAUGGAAUGCUCAGAUCACAAGAAGAAAUCGUAUCAGAGAAACCUGUCCUUCAGGAAACAUGGAUUGAAUUUGAGGACUUCUUCAAGUGCUUCCAGACAUUAUUGGUUUUUCAUAAACCAAACACAUAUGCAAAUCAAUUCCAGAAGUCUGACUUUAAGUCACCAGAUGAAAAGGGGUCUCAUUUCCUGUUUGUGGACAGCUUGAUACCAACAGAAAUCUUAAUAAGCUUCUCUGCAUUGGUGCACGGGGGAGAGGCUGGAAAUGAAAGCAAGGACAUAUAUGACAAAGAGAAGGACAGUAGCCUUCAACAGUCUGGUUUGAUAAUUGUCGAACCAUUUUCCUGUAAAUGUCUGACAGCUCAGCCACCUGUUCUACAGAUUCGUACCUUUGCUACAAAAGCAAGUUUAUUGAUACUUCCUCCUGGUCGCUAUGUAUUACGCUUCACUGCUAGAUCUCCCCUUGGAUACCACAUCCACCUGUGCAGUACCCUGCCAUUUGUCUUUGGUGAUGAGGAAACUAUCAUGCCAAACCUUGACAAGGAAAGCCUGAGUUUUAUAGAACAAGCUAAAGUUAUCAUGAAGGCUGUUGGAAAAGUGGUAAAUAACUUCUCAGAUGAGCAUAAACUUCCUCUGGCCCUAAAGGAGCUGGAAUUGGCUUACUAUCCUCCAGGGCUCCAUGGCACAGGAAAGGUGAAAACCCACUGCGAGGCUUUCAAUAAUGCUCUGUACCACACAAUUACAAAAGCACUGGGGCAUAGUUUGACACGUGAUGAAAAGUUUGCUAUUCGGGCUUUUACAUAUGAUAUUGCCAUUGGAAGUGGCCUUCAGGAAAACAAGAGUCUAGGUCAUAGGACUGAAGUGCCAGACUCAUGGUACAACAGAGAGCCCACUUAUGAAGAAAUACAAGCAGCCAAAAGGCUACAGGCUGGCUUGAAAGGAAUGUUUGUUCGUGAAAUCAGAAAUGCCAGGAGACCAGGUACAAAGGAGAAUGCGAGUGCCAAAAAACUAUUGCAGGAAAUCUGGUCUGCACUGGAGCCAAAUGCAGAACAGCAUGCUUUAUUUUUAUUAAGGGACAUUUUCACAAGCAGUGAAAAGACAGUGGAGCUCUAUCCAUGCUACAAAGAUGAAUGGACCAGGACUUCAUUUAUCGAUUAUUCUGUAAAUUACCAAGAUCAGCCAAAUAAUUCCUGGUUUGUUGUCUUCAGGGAGGUGUUUUUUGUACCUAAAGAUAUGCUGGUCGUACCCAAGGUGUAUUCUUCCAUCCCUGCCUGUGUUCUUCAUGUGAUUGACAAUGAUACAGGAGAAGAGGUUCCCAAGAUCUUUCAAAAAGUGGUGCCACAUAUUUAUCAAAAGAACCAGAAAGGUUAUACUUUCAUGGCAGAAGCACAUUCUGGAGACUUUCCCCUGGCAGCUGGAAAAUGGAAGUUACGUUUGAUUGGAUCUUAUAACCCACUGCCAGUUCUCAGCAGGGACCCCGCAAAUAGCAGUUUUGCCAUAAAGGAAUUUAAGGAUUAUUAUAUACCUAAUAAAAAACACUUAAUUUGUCGAUUUUUAGUGAAGGUCACAAUGGAUCAUUUUGCCACCCUCCAGCUACAGACAUCCAAACCAGAUGUGUAUGUUAAACUCCAGAUUCUUGACAAUGAAGAAGAAGUAGCAAGCAGUAUUGGGAAAGGUCAUGUUGUGAUUCCUGCUUUCACAUUCUUCUGUAAUAAAAGGCCAAGCUCAUCAUCAAGUAAAUGUACACAGAUUCGAAGUCUGUCAGGAGAAAGCAGAAGAGAAAGGAGCACUUCUGUGAGCAGUCAGAGAAGUGCAAGACUGACAAGUGUACCCCAGAUGCCAGGAGAUGAGGAGACCACCAGCAGAUCAGAGGCAACAAUUGACCAGCAACCUGCAGAACUAAUGAGCCACAAGUACAUUAUUCAAGCUCUGGUGCUUCACAAAAGCUGGACCUUAGAUGACUCCCAGCUAGCCUUUGUGCAGGUGUUAAAAGAAAUGGAGAAAAAUUACAUUAAGGUUUAUGGGGAGAAGCUGGAUGAAUCCAAUAUCCCUGUAAACUCAGAGCUCCAGUCUACUGAAGCACAUAAAUCUGCAGGGUCUACAACACCCAAGUCAUCCAGGAAAGGAAAGGAUAAGCCUGUGGAAAAAUUAGAUAAGGACAAAUCUGGCAAGGAAAAAGAAGGACCUGCAUCAAGACCAGAUUCUCAGGCUCUGGAUGUCAGCAAACCAUCUUGGACUCUUCGAGUUGUAAGUGACAGUAAUGAUGCAGAAACAAUAGACAUCAGGAAGGACACAGAACGUGUGGAUGAAAUCAAGGCAAUGAAACAAGCUUGGGAAACUGCGGAACCUGGGAGGUCUAUCAAGGCCAUGCAAUCCCGCCUGCAGUUUAUUAAUAAACGCUUACUAAAGAAGACUUCAGAAGCCCUUGACAAGGGGGGUGGGGUUCUUAUCACCACCGUGACUGGAGAUGGAGCUGCUCUCUCGCCUUCACCAGAAGACCCAUCAACACCACCAGGUCUAGAUCUUCAUCACCAGGUUCAAGGAGAUUCCUCCCAGCCUACUAUGCCACCUCUCAUAGAUCUGACUCCAUUUAUCAGAAAAUCUAAAGAAGAGUCUGUGCUGAAGGACGACUUCAUCACAUUACAGCAGGAGAGGGAGAAAUCAGAAGAAUUCCGAAGGUUCCGCCUGAUGCGAGACCUGAUAAUGGAGCACAGAGAACAGGAGCAGCUGUCAAGAAAGGAGCUGAAGAAAAGACAGCUAGAGAUGUACGAACAGCUACAGGUGGUACUGGAUGUAAACAGGCAGAAGAUCCUGACAGCACGGGAGUUGUAUCGCAGCAAGCUGCUGGAGUCGGAGCUCAGGAAACAGGAGGAGGAUGCUGCACUGGAGGGAGCUCGUCAGGCUGAGCUGGAGAAAAACUCCCCACCACGUCAGAAGAGCCCCAAGCGGGGAAAGAGUUCCAGCAAGAAGAAGUAAAAUGCUGAGGCUACUACUUCUUAGCUUCCAUAUGUAUUCAUUAAGCCUCAAAGUAUUUUUUCUACUGCUUGUUUUUAGAAAUAACUAUUAAGUGCUGGUUUGGAAUUUUAGGUAAAAUCUGCAGCUGUCUUGAUUUUCUUAGUUGUAUUUUUUUGGUCAUUUUUAAAACGGAAUUUGCUGAGCGUUAUUCAGCAUUCAUAUGCCUUAUAUCCUUAAAAUUUCCUUCUGACUAAUAAGCAGUAUAGAUGCUAUUAAUCUUUUAGAGUAAGUGGUAGUAGACCUCAAAUUUGAAUCAUAUUUAUACAAAUGUGAAUCUCUUAGUCACAUUGUCAGACUGUAAUCAGAAUGGUGACAACAGGAUCAAGCUAGCUCCUCCAAAAAGUCAUUUUCCUUCAUAAACAGUAGAUUUAAGUCAAAUCUAGAUUCCACCAAACAUAUUUCACCAAGUCAAAGUGACAGAGUAUUCAAACACUACAUUGUUAAAUUAAAAGUUUUUUUACAGUAUUUUACUUACAGUAGAUUAAGGUUAAUUGCCAUGAACGACAAAUAAAUUGUCUCCAAUUGAGUAUACACAGUAAAUAGUAAAUAUCCUGCAAAGGAACAUUAUUAAAUUCUAUAUCUGUAUUGAAAACCUUUUCAUGUCAUAUUUCUUGUUUAUGAAGUAUCUUCAAGGAGUAUGCUGUUGCUUCUGCUUUUAUUUCAUUGGCAAAACCUACAGUAUGUAUACAAUUGGUAUUUUUUAUGGAGAUGACAUUUGUUCACAAGUGUGCAUUUUUUUUUCCCAUUUCUUUUAUUCUUGAUCAUAUCAUCUUAAUGUAAAAAAAAAUGGUCCAUAUUAUUUCUUAAAUAAAAGUUCAUAGUUUUUUUAUUUACUAUUUAAAUAUUUUUACCCUAAUGACUCACAAAGCUGUGUCAACACGUGUCAGUAAGCUUGAUAAAAUUAUUAAGCAUAAGAAAUGUCUUACAAACAGCCAAAAAUUGUAAUUUUUCUGAAGGUAAAGGAGCCUUAAAUGUAUAAUUAAUCCAGUUUUCUUACAGAGUCUUGGAUAUAGACUCUGUAAGAAAAUUGUAGGUUAUUUUGUUAAUGCCUCAGAGUUAUAAGCGUAACAUAUGGUUUGUCUACUUUGCUACAUGCAUCAUUAUUUUGUUUAAAGUGGAGACUGCCAUAUUUCUAAUAUUUUUUUAUCUUAGAAAUUGCUAUGCAACAAUUUUUCUCCUUCAAUUUGGUGUUCAUUUAGUGAUUCAGAGAGAUUUUUUCAUGCCAUAUCUAUAAAUAGUCUUGAAGCUGGAUGAAAAGGACCACAGUGCCAUCUUGUGGUAUCAUUCUAUUGCUGAAAAGGUGAAGUAUGACACUAUAUCUGUAUCUAUUCCUGCUGACUUUCUCUUAAGAAAUAAUAAAUGUAAUGCAUUUUUUUCUUUGAUUUGAUGUAUUAAAAGCUAUUACCAAAUUCAGGCUUUUUGGUCAAUUUUGUCCAUGAUAAUGUUAUUAUCUUUCUGUUGUCAGUAAGAUUAACGUGUGUUUCUUUAUCGGGAUGUAUCAUGUGGUGCUUGUAUUAGAUAUGGCAUCUGGAAAUUUG
Molecule: messenger RNA, 6766 nt
Organism: Lepisosteus oculatus (spotted gar)
Lineage: Eukaryota; Metazoa; Chordata; Actinopteri; Semionotiformes; Lepisosteidae
Gene: adgb
Product: androglobin
Biological process (GO): proteolysis
Molecular function (GO): heme binding; oxygen binding; calcium-dependent cysteine-type endopeptidase activity
Source: RefSeq, a predicted model, not a curated record